Messenger RNA from Aegilops tauschii subsp. strangulata, 738 nucleotides. The record is from RefSeq and is a predicted model, not a curated record. Lineage: Eukaryota; Viridiplantae; Streptophyta; Magnoliopsida; Poales; Poaceae.
AUGGCGGGGCUCGCCGGCGCGGCCAGGGCUGAGGCGAGGGGUGGCGCCGGUGCGGCCAUUGGCGCGCGGGCUGGCGCGGUGGCGCGGCCACGGGAGGAGGAGAUGGCGGGGAUGAGGCGCGCCGAGGCACGGGGCCAUGGGGCGCCGACCGGAGCGGGACGCGGGGUGGCGCCGGUGUGGUCAGAGUGGCGCGGUGGGGCGGGCGCGGUGGCGCGGCCACGGGACAGAGGGAGAGACGGGGGAGGGCGAGGCCAUGGCCGAGGUGGCCGGAGCAGGGGAAACGUCGGGAGCCGGAGGGCGGGGCGGUGGUCGCGGGGCGCGGUGAGCGCGGUCGCGGGCGCGACCAGGGGCGAGCCCGGGCGCGGCCACGGUGCGCGCGGGGGCGAGGGAGAGGGUAGGAGAGGGGGAAGGGCUCGCGCGAAGACGAGCGCGGCUGCGGGGCUCACAUUGCCGGUAGGGGAGUGGCAGCGGGGCGCGAGGUGGAGGUCGGGGACGUCGCGCGUAGAGGGAAGCAGGCCGGCGAGGUCCAGGCGACUCCGGGCGGCGGACGAGGACGAGGCGUCGGCGGUGGUCGCUGGGGAGAGGUGGCGGGGUCGGGACGAGGCCGACGGGGGGGCGCAGGGCGUCGGGGGCGAGCGGGGCGACGGGGUCGUCGGGGCGGCGUCGCCCCGAUUGGAUCGGGGGAGUGGGGGGGAAGAGAGAGUGAGAGGGGGAUCGAGGGGGAGUGGGGUGCGGUAG